Lactuca virosa is the source of this 537-nucleotide messenger RNA. Lineage: Eukaryota; Viridiplantae; Streptophyta; Magnoliopsida; Asterales; Asteraceae. The record is from the annotation of a GenBank genome assembly.
AUGCAUAUUCGUAAGAAGGUAACCCUAAUGCCUCACAGCAGAAUCCGAAGAGAUACUCACAAAAUCGCCGACGACAACGACGACGACCGGUGGUUUCCGUUCUACUUCGUCAUCAUGAUGCCUAACACCGUCGCUACAAUCGCCAAAGCUAUCCGCCGUAAUGAAUAUUCAACGGCGCUUCUCUGUGCAUCGGUUUGUUUAUGUUUCGUUUUGUUGAAAUUCUGUCUAUCUAGAUACCGAUCCUUGCCUGAAAACGAGAAAUCGAGCCAGAAAUUUGUGCUGAAAUUGUAUAUGUGGUUUCUAUACACCGCUAUUUCGUUUGGAUUUCUUUAUCCGUUUGCGGAUUUCUUCCCUCCGCCGACGACGGUGGCUCUGUAUUCCGUUGUGGUGGUGUUUAGUUUGUUUUUGUUCUAUGUGUUCGUGAUGGUUGAUCUCGUGAGGUAUUGGAAGCUCUGGAUACACAGUGAGGAUGAACACAGGAGGUUAGAUGCCAGAAACUUGAAUGAUCACUCCGUUUUGAUCUGGGAGCAAGUUUGA